Molecule: messenger RNA, 892 nt
Organism: Sorghum bicolor (sorghum)
Lineage: Eukaryota; Viridiplantae; Streptophyta; Magnoliopsida; Poales; Poaceae
Exons: 2
Coding region: 296-658 (120 amino acids)
Source: RefSeq, a predicted model, not a curated record
UUGGUGAAUAAUAUAUAGGUUAGACAAAAAAAACCUUUUCAUUUACAGUAGCAGCUAGAUCUAAAAAAACAUAUCGUUUCUUACAUCUCAACGCUACAUAUUCAAUCUCCAUUAAAUCACUCCACUGAAAAAAAAAUGGAGCUCUACUAAUAUCCUAGUCACUCGUGCCCACCGUGGAGCCGUGGAGAGGGAAUACUAGUACUAGAUGCCCACCGAUCAGAGGGAGAUAUAGAAAUUAGAUGCAUGCAGAUGCAGUAGCGGUGGUGCUGUCUCCACACAGACGGCGGCGGUUCACAUGCUGCUCCUAGGCCUCGCCGUGCCGGCCAUGGCGGCCGGGUUCCUGAAGGCGUUCGGGCUCGCGUUCCUGCUGUGGCCGUUCAACCUCGCGCUGCCGCUGGCGCGCGACCUGCCGCGGGCCUGCAUCACGCUCCGGGCCAUCGUGUCCUUCUACGCUGCCGGCCUGCGGGGCUACGUCGCCGGCGCCCGGCGCGGCGUGCAGCUGCUGCAGGCGCGGAGCCAGCUGGGACAGCACCAGGACGGCGGCGCCUCCGCCUCCUCCUCCUCGUCCUCCUCUUCCUCCUCCUCGGCACGCGGCGUGGCGAGGACGCGCGUGGAUGCCGUGGCGCAUGCCAUGCUCGCCUUCGACGACAUCUACUGAUGAUGAUCCGCUGCAAGGCGGGGCUCUUGGAUCGGUUAGGAUUUAAAUUCCAAGUCCUCUUGUAGCGUGGCCAUUUUGGUUUCACACUUUCUUCUCUUAGUUUUGGUCUUUGGAUUGUAUAUGUGGUUCUUCUCUCCGUUUUUGUGCAAAUUUUAUAUCUGCCGUGGAUCAACGGGAACCCUCUAGUGCAAUACAUAUUUCUACAUAAAAAGGUUAUUAGCAGGACGUCAGAUA